Molecule: messenger RNA, 1756 nt
Organism: Vicia villosa (hairy vetch)
Lineage: Eukaryota; Viridiplantae; Streptophyta; Magnoliopsida; Fabales; Fabaceae
Product: arabinosyltransferase RRA3-like
Exons: 2
Coding region: 192-1487 (431 amino acids)
Biological process (GO): root hair cell development
Molecular function (GO): glycosyltransferase activity
Source: RefSeq, a predicted model, not a curated record
AAAUUAAAAUCAUAACAUUGCAUUCUGAUUUCAACUUGUAAUUUCAUAUAGUACUUUAUUUCAAUCAUCUUUAUAAUAUUCCCAUCAUGAAUUUGAAAGCCUUGUAGCUCAAUCUAACCAGUUUCGAAAUCCAAGUACUGAAUCUCUGAAACACUACCAUCUCAAUUAAAGGGUUUGAGGUGGUGGAUACAAUGAUUGGGCGAAGAGAAAGAGAAGGGCCCUUGAUGCGAAACAUCCCUCAUUCUCUACGAAAAUCUAAGAUCCUUACCGCCGUAGUAAUUGGCGUUCUUAUUGGAUGCGUCUUGGCUUUCUUCUUUCCUAAUGGCUUCUUGGUGUCUUCAUCUAUUGCAUCCAAUCCUCGAUCCAAAACCCAGGUGAAAUCAGCUGAAUGUGAAUCGUCCGAUAGAGUCAACAUGUUGAAAUCAGAAUUUGUGGCGGUAUCAGAUAAAAAUGCUGAGCUGAAAAAACAGGUGAAGGAGUUGACUGAAAGGCUUCGGCAAGCCGAGCAAGGGGAAGAUCAGGCUCAAAAACAAUUUCUUGCAUUGGGUAAACAGGAAAAGGCUGGACCUUUUGGUACUGUCAAAGGAUUAAGAACCAAUCCUAGUGUUCUUCCCGAUGAAUCUGUGAACCCGAGAUUGGCGAAGAUAUUGGAGAAACUCGCAGUUAAACGAGAGAUCAUAGUUGCACUAGCAAACAAUAAUGUGAAGGAGAUGCUCGAGGUUUGGUUCACCAAUAUCAAGAGAGUUGGUAUACCCAAUUAUCUCGUUGUUGCUUUAGACGACGAGAUUUCAAAGUUUUGCGAGUCAAAUCAAGUCCCGUUUUACAAAAGAGACCCGGAUGAUGGUAUUGAUACUAUUGGGAAAGAAGGAGGGAACCACGCUGUCUCAGGGCUAAAAUUCCGUAUCCUGAGAGAAUUUUUGCAGUUGGGAUAUAGUGUUCUUCUAUCAGAUGUCGACAUUGUAUAUUUGCAGAAUCCUUUUAAUCAUCUAUACCGUGAUUCAGAUGUCGAGUCCAUGAGUGAUGGUCAUGAUAACAUGACAGCAUAUGGCUUUAACGAUGUCUUCGACGAACCUUCAAUGGGUUGGGCUCGGUACGCACACACCAUGAGGAUAUGGGUUUACAACUCCGGUUUCUUCUAUAUCAGACCAACCAUUCCUUCAAUUGAGCUUUUGGAUCGCGUCGCAACACGGCUUUCCAACGAGAAGGCAUGGGACCAAGCCGUUUUCAACGAGGAACUCUUUUAUCCGUCGCAUCUUGGUUAUGACGGACUUCAUGCUGCAAGAAGAACCAUGGAUAUCUAUCUCUUCAUGAACAGCAAGGUUCUUUUCAAGACAGUGAGGAACGACGCUAACCUCAGCAAACUGAAACCGGUGAUUGUUCACGUGAAUUACCAUCCGGAUAAGCUUCCACGAAUGAAAGCGGUUGUUGAGUAUUAUGUUAAUGGGAAGCAAGAUGCUCUCAAACCUUUCCCUGAUGGCUCAGAAUAGUAAAACUUGUUUCUAUGUCUUAGUUAUUCAAAACAGUUUCACAGUACAUUUCAUUAGUGAUAAAGCAGAUGUGUAGGGUAAAAACAGAUCAUUUUAUGAGCACGUUACUUAUGCUUUUACUUUCAUUUUGAGACUGAGUUUUUCCCCUUUCCCUCUUUCUUUAUUUUCUGUGGUUUUUCGCAUUUGUUCUAGGCUUAUCUUAGUCUUACAUAAGAUUUCUUCUGUAACAUUUGUUGUAUUUUAAAUUAAAUUUUUUUAUCUUAUCUUCA